GACAUUUCAGUGUCCCAGGCACACGUACGCUCAGUCUCUUGUGGUGAUCAUUUUUGGAACCACUCUCACACUGCCUUUCCUCCCCCACAGAGAGAGAGAAACAGAGAAACAAUGCUCACACCCCUUCACCACCUUCUCUCCUCCUCCUUCCAUCCUCAGCCAGGUGGUUCUUUCCUCUUUUUCUAGCCGUUUCAUUGGAGCAGAAGCCCAUAUGGACCUUGUUGCUCUGGUAGAGGGACCAAUAUUUCUCUACUUGUAUUCUAUUUGUCCAUGACGCACACAAAUACCCCUAUCAUAAAAAACCUUAAAGAUUAUUUCUUUUCCCCUUUUUAUUUCAUAUUCACAGGAUCUGCAGCUCAGCUUUCUCACUGACUGAAUAAGCAAUUGCUGCAGAUAAUUGAAGAGGGUACACCCAUUUUAGGAGUUGAGUAUGUUGAAGCAAUCACCUAGUAGAAACCAGAGAUCAAAAGGCUUUAAGGUGAAACAUUUUCUUCAGAUAUGUCUGUUGCUUGCCAUUUGCAUUUGGCUGCUUAACCAACUCAAGCACUCCUAUGAUAAGAAAAAAGCAUAUGAUAAUAGCACCGGAAAUAUAUUAGAAAAGGUGCAAAGUGAGCAUGAAAUUAUAAAACUUGGGAGGAAGGACCUCCUUCCUCAAGUUGAUGAAACAGCAUUGGAGGGUGAAAGCCAAGGAGAUAAAGCAGAAUUAGAAGAAGAGAUUGAAGAUGUUAAACCCGAAGACAUUGAGGAUGAUGGAAGAGGUGGUAGAGAUGAUGAGAUUGAUGGACAUGAUCAUGAGAGAGCAGAAGAGGAAGAAUCUGAUGAAGUAGAAGAUCUCAUUGAUGUAGAUGAUAGGGAGAGGGAUGUGGGAACUGAAGAGCAAGAGAGUGAAGAGAAGGGCAAUCAACUUGAGGAUGCAAGUUCAAUAAAUCAUCGAACCCAAAAUGAAGGUGAAAGGAUUUCUCGGCAGGCACGAGAGGAACAUUACAAGGGUGAUGAUGCUUCCAGUUCCGUAGUGCGCAGCACCCGAACUCUAAGCAUGGAAUUUCAGAUUGGAGGUCUUAGAAAUAUAAAAGUGGCAAUCGGAUCGAGUGGAAUUGUAGCUGGUGAAGUAAAAGAUGAUGAAUUUAAUUUGGCUGGCUCAGAAUCUAGUUCACUUGUUGAGGCAGUGGCAAAUGAGAAAACAAAAAUUAAUGGAAAUGAUGCACUGCUAGAGAAAAUUUAUGACUUAAAUGCAACUGCUGUUGGACAGCACACAUUCUUGCAAGAUGUUCCUAGGGCACAAAAUGAAAGCUCCAAUGAAGUCAUCGAAAGCAGGCAAUCAAAUGCUAAUUCAAACCUUUCUUUUAUGACUGGUAGUUUGGGUUCAGUUGAUUAUGGAGUAGCAUCUGUUUCCAAGCCUAUGGUGACAAAGCAGAUUAUCAAACUUGGUCCUUCUGCUUUAUCAGUGGGAAACAAUGCUCUUACAACCAUGAACAAGAGUAAUGAUACAGCUAAUAGUCAGGGUUCAGAAUCUACUGCAAAUUAAAUAGCAGAGACUGCAGAGAAUGCUCAGCAUCAGUGAAAAUUAGUGAGGAUAUAGGUUCCAAAAAAUGAGUACUUUUGCUCAAGUCCUUAUUCUACCCGGAAGAUAGAGAAAGACAGGUUAUUUUCAGCACUAAACUAGAGCUAAUGAGAGGGAAUAACUAUGCAGAUAAAGCUGAAUAACACAUCAUGACAAGCAUGUUAUAGGUUCACCCUCUCGGGGGUGUGUGAUUUCAAGUCCUUUCACAUUUUUAGAGUUAUCCUGUACCUAUAUAUAUAUAUAUAUAUACGUGUGUGUAUAUAUAUAUAUAUAUAUAUAUAUAUAUAUAUAUAUAUAUAUAUAUAUAUAUAUAUGCUGCUCUUUUAUGCUUCAAGUCCAUUAAUGCCUGGAUAAAUGUAUCAAAAUUGGCGAUGGACGGUGUAUAAGUUGGAAAAGCAGACUUCUUAAUGUGUAUUAGUUGUAUUACUAAAAAAGUUUUCAGUUUUUCUA
Hevea brasiliensis (rubber tree) is the source of this 2011-nucleotide messenger RNA. RefSeq lists its product as uncharacterized. Lineage: Eukaryota; Viridiplantae; Streptophyta; Magnoliopsida; Malpighiales; Euphorbiaceae. The transcript is spliced from 2 exons. Bases 431 to 1525 code for a protein of 364 amino acids. The record is from RefSeq and is a predicted model, not a curated record.